CGCGAGGGGCGGAGCUUCAGCGCGGCAGGCGGCCUGGGGCGUGUGUGGAGCACCCGGCGGCGGAAACCCGCGCUUAGAGCGGGGUCAGAGGUGGGCGGCAGCAAGUAUGCAGGCGGCGGACGGCCACCGUCGGCGUGCUCGCGGUUUCCCCAGUGGUAGCGACACAGAGACAGCUGCUUCCGGUGGAAUCCAGCAGGUCGCGCCGGCAGCACACGUUCCAGUUCCGGGCGGAGAAGUAGCGACUGCAGGCUCACGGCCGGGAAUGCGGACACAUUUCUUCACUCUCAGUGUGCCCUUCCCGACCCGUUUGGAAGCAGAAAUCGCCCUAGAGUCCCUGGCUCCAGAUGCCGAACCCCACCACGAAGCAAUUGGAAAAGAUCUGGCAGUGAGCGGCACCAUGCUGGCAGUCCGUUGGACUGCAAAAGAUCCUCGCCUCCUCCGAGUGUCCAUUAUCAACUUUUUGGAGCAGCUUUCCCUAGUGGUGCGAACCCUGCGGCGCUUUGGGCCCCCAGUUUCCCGCUGACACAGAGUAACUAAAGGGCCUUAAAGACGCAGCUAAAGGCCUGUACCCUCCAAACAAUGCAUCUGGCCAGAGGGCAC
This is a messenger RNA of Ochotona princeps (American pika), 600 nucleotides long. RefSeq names its product L antigen family member 3 (gene LAGE3). The record is from RefSeq and is a predicted model, not a curated record. Gene Ontology annotation, cellular component: EKC/KEOPS complex. NCBI's taxonomy places the organism in Eukaryota, Metazoa, Chordata, Mammalia, Lagomorpha, Ochotonidae. Bases 107 to 523 code for a protein of 138 amino acids. The transcript is spliced from 3 exons.